CCCGCGGGCGCCGCGCUGUGAGGAGGCGGCGGCGGUCACUGGCCGGCCACAGACCGGGCUCCUGGGUCCUCGCCCUGGCGCGGUCGCUGCUCAGAGCAGGUCUCGGUGACGCGCCCCGCCGGCGCCUUGUCACGGGCCGCGCUGCCGCCGGCGGGGCGGGGAAAAGGGGCGCGGCGGCGGCGGCGGCGGCGGGGCUGGCGAACCGGCCAGGCCUCCGCUCCAGGCUGGGCCAGGCGGGGACCCCCCCCCCCGCCUGCUGGCCUCUUCGCCAAGGGCUGGCCGGUGUUCCCGGUGUCUCCCGCGCCCCUCGGGGGCAGGCGCCCUGCCAGGGGCUGUGACGAGCUUACAGAGGCGCGACGAGAAGUUCCCGGAGUCCAUUAGACCUAUUCCUGCAGGUCCUCUGCAGCCAUUACCGUCAGCGUGGCCUUGACCCCCUCUGUAUGUGCCUGGAAACGUGCACCCAACCUAAAACCUGUCACAUGCAGCAUGUGACCUUCCGUGCCAUGUGAGAAAACUAAAGAAGUCAAGAAGAGACGGUCCAACCAGGCAGAUGUUCCUGAUCAGCUGCGUCAAGAAGUAGAAAGUUGCUAUCAGCUCAGGAUGCCUGAAGACUUUUAUCAGUUCUGGAAGUUCUGUGAGGAGCUGAAGCCUGACAAGCCAAGUGAAGCACUCAUAUCAAGUAUUGGCCUUCAGCUAGUUGGACCAUAUGAUAUUCUUGCUGGAAAACACAAAAAAACAAAAUCAGCAGAUCUGAACUUCAACCUUCACUGGAGGUUUUUUUAUGACCCUCCUGAAUUUCAGACUAUAAUUACCGGGGAUAGCAAAACUCAGUAUCACAUGGGAUAUUUCAGGGAUGUGCCAGACGAACUUCCAGCGUGGGUUGGUGCAAAUGAAGCAAAGAAAAGCUGUGUAAUUUCUCAAAUUGGUGACAAUGUAUUUGCUGCAGUCAAAUUGUUUUUGUCAAAAAAGCUUAAGGAAGUGACAGAUAAAAAGAAAAGUGGUAUUUUGAAAGACCUAGAUGAAAACCUUACAAGAACAGCAAAAGAAUUGGGUUAUUCGCUGGAACAGAAAACCAUGAAGAUGAAACAAAGAGAUAAGAAAUGCUUCAGAAUUGAUUCCUUGAGGACCUGCUCCAUGAUUUUUCCAGGAACUGAGGUAGUGACUAAGACAUUUCAUGGAGCAGGUCUGGUUGUGCCUGUAGAUAAAAAUGAUGUUGGAUACAGAGAGCUCCCUGAAACAAAUGCUAAUCUUAAAAGAAUUUGUAAGGCCAUUGUGGAUGCUCCUAGCGAUGACCAGAGGCUGAAAGCCUUUGCGCCCAUUCAGGAAAUGAUCACUUUUGUUCAGUUUGCUAAUGAUGAAUGUGAUUAUGGAAUGGGGUAUGAACUGGGAAUGGACCUCUUUUGCUAUGGGUCACAUUAUUUUCACAAGGUUGUUGGUCAGCUGUUACCACUUGCAUACAACCUGUUGAGGAGGAACCUCUUUGCUGAGAUUGUUGAAUCACAUUUAGCUAACAGAAGUGAAGAGAAUGUGGACCAACUAGCAGCAUGAUCUAAAGAGAAGAGGGCUUAAGUAUAACUAUUUCAAGUAUUAGUGAUGUUAAAUUUUGUUUUUUGGCAUUAAACUGAUGUAGGGUUUUUCAAUAGUAAUAUAAAUAAUGUUUGGGUGGGGUAAAUAAAACUUUUUUUAAAAUAAA
Caretta caretta (loggerhead turtle) is the source of this 1693-nucleotide messenger RNA. The record is from RefSeq and is a predicted model, not a curated record. NCBI's taxonomy places the organism in Eukaryota, Metazoa, Chordata, Testudines, Cheloniidae.